This is a messenger RNA of Vigna radiata var. radiata (mung bean), 1893 nucleotides long. Its product is annotated as dirigent protein 9. Lineage: Eukaryota; Viridiplantae; Streptophyta; Magnoliopsida; Fabales; Fabaceae. The transcript is spliced from 2 exons. The record is from RefSeq and is a predicted model, not a curated record. Bases 595 to 1785 code for a protein of 396 amino acids.
UACAUUUUCUUUUUAUUUCAGAGGAGUACUUGUUGACUUACAAUAUUCCUUGUGUUCCUUCCCACUUUUUAUUUUUAUUUUUUAUUUUUUUUUACAGAUGAAAACUGCAUUAAUCAAUAUCAAUUUUCUCAAUUCAUGAAUCAAAGUUGAAUAUAAUGGUAUCCCCUGCUAAUGGUAUGUUUCUAAACAAAAACAGAUACUGAUAUAAUGAUCAUUAAAACUAGACGCAAGGUUGUCACCCCUCCAAAUAUAACUUUUGUAUAUGUAAUUUCAAACUAUAAUCCAUUUGUUUAUGAGAUAAUAAAGCAGUGUGAUUUUAGUCAUGUAGUUUUGUUAGCAACAUAUACCUAUACUAAUUGAUGAGGAGUUGUUUUAACUAAAACAUCCCAUUACAGACCAAUAUUCAACCACUCCAUAAUAGUUUUUUUCUUUCCACAUUAUAUUCUAUCUGUUCCACUUUAUGAUUAAAUACAUACCCUCUUCUUGUACAUGCCUGUAUAUAUAACACCCUGAAUCAUUUUCAUCAAUAACAAAUCUUCCUCUCAAAUCCUAGUGAAACAGAUCCCCCACCAGUACAAGUUUUUUGAGAGUAAAAUGGCCAAUGUUGAACACAAUGGUAACACUUGCCAGAGCACCCUCUGUCUUUUGUUUCUAACCACAACCUUUCUUAUUGCCAACUCUGCAAGGAUCCUAGAUGAAGUAGAACCCCAACCCCAGGCCAUAGGUAACUUAGCAGCAUCUGGAACUGUCAAUCCUUCCUUCACAACAGGUCCAAUCACCACUUCACCACAGGCAGGUCCUGUCACCACUUUGCCGAUUAACCAAACACCUGCAGCCACAACCACACCACUGGUAGGACCUGCCACCACUUUGCCAAGUGGCCAAACACCUGCAGCCACCACCAUCAGUCCUGUUGCUACAGAAGAUUCCGGAGAUGAAGAUGACAAUGCAGACCCCCCAGUUCCGGAAACAGAAGCUCCAGCAGAGAACAUUCCUCCAGUGGCAAUUCCUACUCCAGAAGUGGUGCCAGCUAUCCCUAAUGCAACACCUGUGACACCAAAUCCUGUGGCAAAAGAGUCAUCCUUCUCUUUCUUCAUGCAUGACAUCCUUGGGGGGUCACAUCCAUCAGCAAGAGUGGUGGCAGGAAUUGUAGCAAACACUGAUGUCACUGGCCUACCAUUCUCCAAACUCAACAACAACCUCUUCCCAAUCACUGGAGGAAUCCCCUUGGUCAACCCCAAGCUCAAUGGCAUCAUCACCAAUAACAACCUCCCAAACCUUGUUGGCCUCAGUGGUGCACAAUCCUCCACUGUGUUUAAGAACAGUGGCACCAGCAACACUGUCACUGGCAGCGACAACCAGCCAUUUGUCUCGGCAGGUAACCUCCCUGCAGGGUUCACCAUCCAGAAGCUCAUGUUCGGAUCGGUGACAGUGAUUGAUGAUCAGUUAACAGAAGGGCAUGAGCUAGAUUCUGCUGUGAUUGGAAGGGCACAAGGAUUCUACUUGGCAAGUUCGUUGGAUGGCACUAGCCAGACCAUUUUGCUGACCAUUUUGGUGCAUGGUGGCGAACAUGAUCAACAUCACGAAGGAUUAGAGGAUAGUAUAAGUCUCUUCGGGAUUCAUAGGACAGCUUCAACAGAAUCUGAGAUAGCAGUGAUUGGUGGAACUGGGAAAUAUGAGAAUGCAAAAGGUUAUGCUUCACUUGAGACCCUUCUGAAGGAGGACCAGCACACCACCGAUGGGGUGGACACCAUCUUGCAUUUCAAUGUCUAUCUCACUGAGUAGAAAUUAUCUACAAUUGAAUCGCUUUCAUAUUUGCAGUUAAGUUUGACUUUGUGUAUGCUUUGUUCAAAUUGGUAAUGUCUCCUUUAAUGCUUGCUUAAGUUUGAAAUA